Messenger RNA from Stereum hirsutum FP-91666 SS1, 552 nucleotides. RefSeq names its product fungal pheromone STE3G-protein-coupled receptor. Bases 1 to 552 code for a protein of 183 amino acids. The record is from RefSeq and is a predicted model, not a curated record. Gene Ontology annotation, molecular function: mating-type factor pheromone receptor activity. Gene Ontology annotation, biological process: G protein-coupled receptor signaling pathway. The transcript has 3 exons. NCBI's taxonomy places the organism in Eukaryota, Fungi, Basidiomycota, Agaricomycetes, Russulales, Stereaceae. Gene Ontology annotation, cellular component: membrane.
AUGCGUCCCGAGAUCCCAAUUCUAUCUUUUUUAAGCAUCAUCUCUCUACCCUUGCCGCUGUUCUACUACUUGCGUAGUGGCAAUGUUGCAAUGGUCGCUCACAUCCUGUGGCUGUUGUGUCUCGAUAUCACCUACGCCGUUGACGCGAUUGUAUGGGCCAACAAUGUGGACAAGGUUGCCACCGUCUGGUGUGAUAUUACGACAAAGCUCAUGGUUGGAUGGCCUACCGCGUUGGCUGCUACGUGUCUCGCGUUCUGUAUGAGGUUGGCGAUGCUAGUGUCCAAGGCCGACGAGAUAACCCCGACUGAAGCGUAUCGGCGUCGGCGCCAUACGCAAUAUCGAGAAGCAGCACUAUGUCUUGGUCUUCCUCUCGCCAUUAUGGCCAUCCACUGCGCGUUUCAGUCUCGCCGUUUCGCCGUCAUCGAAGACUUCGGUUGUCGACCAUCAACGUUCGUCACGUCCUUGUCAAUUCUUUUCAUCUGGUGCCCCCCUCUAGUCUUGGCACUCCUCACCAUUGUCUACGCUGGUUUGUUGUUCAGCCUACGGAUGUAA